AUGGCUGUCGGAGGCUCCAAGAAGGUGGCGAGCAUGGUCUAUUAUGACCUCAUGGGCAUCGAGGCGGAUGCCACGCCUGAGCAGAUAAAGAAAGCGUAUCGUCGGAAGGCGCUGCAGCUGCAUCCGGACAAAAGGGGCAACACGCCCGAGUCUCAGGAGGAGUUUACGCGCAUGAAGCAGGCGUACGACGUGCUCUCGGACCUGCAAAAGCGCGAGGUUUACGACCGAGUGGGUGAAGAUGGUAUCAAACUCAUGGAAGACUUUGGUAGCAUGAGUCCGGAAGAAUUGUCGAUUUUGGUAUUCCGGUCUAUGGGUGCAUUUGGUGUCGGGGGAAAGUGUGCGCUCAUUCUCUUCGUGUCACUGCUCUUUGGCUUUUUCCUGCUCAUUCCAAUUUUCUGGUGUCUGAGAGCAGACUCGACGAUUUCUUGGAACUGGGCGGUGGUCUGCAUCCCGUUGUGGAUUGCAGACGCCAUUUACUACUGCUGCUUGGGCUGCGUGUUUGCGUCUUCGGGCGUCGAGGACGUCAAUCUAGACGGAAAAGCACCGGAAAAACCGGCGCUAUACAAGCUAUACGCGUUCCUUAAGGCGCUGCUGCUACUGGUGCUGCAGAUUUUCUUAGCCCUGAAGCUGAAUGGAGAUGUCCGGUGGACUUUGAUUCAGGCACUGAUCCCGUAUUUUGUUUACGAGGGUCUCAAUUUCCUCGAAGGAUUGGCUGGGGGAGUACUAGGCUAUGGUAUGCUGACGAAGAACAGCGAAGGAGCGGGUGUGACACACACUGAGGACAUUAAAAAGCAACGCACAGCUCUUGUUAUCGCCGUGGCUAGAAAAUUGAUUCUGAACCUUGCCCGGAUUGCUCAAGCUGUGCUACUGGGACUUAAGGUGGACCACGAUGCGCGUGAUGUCAGCUGGUGGCUCAUCUUCAUUCCGGUAUGGCUUUACAUCGCAUUCUUCGUCUCGUUUCCUGUUCGAAAGUACUUUCGCAGCAAAAAGACGAAGGCGCCAAAGUCCAAGUCGACUUCGCCGAGUCGACAGCACACGCACGAUGAUUACGCUCGCGAGUCUGUCAGCGAAGAUGAAGAUGAGCCUGUUUCUAAGUUUCCGCUACUGGAUGCGCUUUGCACAAUCCUCGUAAUUGGCGCACUCACCUCGCCUUUCUUCAUCCUAUCAGCGAGACUGCAACAUGGCUCUUUUUCCAGUAUCUUCGUGCUUCUACCUUGGCUCGUUGUGACAGGACUUAUUUUUUGCUUUAUAUGCUGCGCAAUAUCUUGCGUAGGUUUCCGGGACCCAGAAGACGGUGGAGAGUCCGAGCAAGCAGCAGAGGAGGGUACCGAAAAAGCGUCGAUGGCCGAGGAAGUUGUCUAA
Molecule: messenger RNA, 1362 nt
Organism: Peronospora matthiolae
Lineage: Eukaryota; Oomycota; Peronosporomycetes; Peronosporales; Peronosporaceae
Source: the annotation of a GenBank genome assembly